Messenger RNA from Penicillium salamii, 1041 nucleotides. The record is from the annotation of a GenBank genome assembly. NCBI's taxonomy places the organism in Eukaryota, Fungi, Ascomycota, Eurotiomycetes, Eurotiales, Aspergillaceae.
AUGGACGCUCUAUUCUGCAUCCCGAUGCUCUCUGUUUUCCUGAUCCCAGUGCUGUCCUCUUACAGCACCACCCUGAACUUCUUAUUCUUUUAUAUGACUUGGUCCACACUGGUGUUAUCGCAUACCCCUCUUAGGGUUGAGAUGUAUGGAACGAUCGCUGUGCGCCUUAUUUUCUAUGCACUGCCGUCUAUUAUCAUGUUUUUGUUUGAUAUCCUGACCCCUUCAGCCUCAGUGGUUAUCAAGGCGCAAGGUUCGACUGGUUUACCCGGUGGCAGGAGACGACGCAAUAUCCGAGCGCGUGAGCUCAAGGUCGCUGGAUGGUCGCUGCUGAACCUGACUCUAUCCAUUGCAGUCCAGUGGGCAAUUGAGACCCUAUGUGUGAGGGGACUGAAGAUGCGCAGCGCGCUGAAGGUGGCUCUUAAGCUUCCGAUGCCAUAUGAGAUGGUCCGGGAUUUGGUGCUAGGUAUGCUGGGUCGCGAGGUCUUUACAUACGUGAUCCACCGUUGGGUUCUUCACGGGAAGAACGCCUUCAUUAGCAAACUCCACCACUAUUGGUACCAUCAACUCCCUGCUCCCUUCCCACUGUCCGCACACUAUGACCACCCACUCACUCAUCUGCUCUCCAACUUCAUCCCGACCUAUCUGCCGGCUGUGCUGUUCCGCUUCCACAUGCUCACCUAUCUCAUCUACAUGGUAAUUAUCUCUGUCGAGGAGACUUUCGCCUAUUCCGGAUAUACCGUGAUGCCAACCAACUUCUUCAUGGUUGGCAUGGCACGUCGUAUGGACAUGCAUUUGCUUACAUACGGCGAGGGUAACUUUGGUCCUUGGGGAAUCAUGGAUUGGAUUUUCAAGACUACCGUCGGAGACGCUGAGAUGAUUGAUGAUGAGGCGGAUGAGGCUGAAGAACGGGAGCGUGAGGCGAGGGCCCGACAGGUAUACGAGGCCAGUCAGGGGAGGGCUCCUGCUCCUGCCGCGAGGCCUGCUUCCAAGUCAAAGGUCCAAUCCCAAAUCGACGCAGUGACAGCUCGUGGACGCCGCUGA